This is a messenger RNA of Pelobates cultripes (western spadefoot toad), 21640 nucleotides long. The record is from the annotation of a GenBank genome assembly. Lineage: Eukaryota; Metazoa; Chordata; Amphibia; Anura; Pelobatidae.
GACGUUUAUAUUCAUCAGCAGUGCCAGGAUAGGCCAACAUUAUUCAAUGGUAAGGUAUAGCUUUUACCGUAGCCCUCAAUUUAAUAUUAUUGGAUAAACAAUCACGGCAACACAGUUUCCAUUUUCCCCGGAACACCUCCACUUUCUCAUACCUCACCCCCAACAGCGAAGACAGGGGAUAGCCCUGGCUACCCACUUAAUUAUGGCUGCAAACCAACUAAUUCCAGUCUAUUGGAAACAGAUAGAACCCCUGUCUAUUAGGGAAUGGAUCAAAAAGGUAAAGGGCAUAAAACACAUGGAGGAAAUCACUUACGCCAAUCCAAAAACUGACACUAAAUCCCUGCACAUUUGAGCACCAUGGAAUACUUUUAUACUAGCCUGAACGGCAGACAUUUCCAAACCGCAUGCACUAUCGCUCAGACGUAGAUGAUAAAGGCGAGAGAGACAACUCUCGAAUAUCACACAUCUCGGGUACUCAAGACAGCACCAAACACCAGGGUAUAAAAUACCGCUAUUGAUACAACAUAAUCAAUACCGGUGACCAUAACACACUCCUGCGAUGACACAACAUUCUUCAUUGUAAUGAACUACACAUACACCAAAAAGUACAAUGCCGAAUAUACACUAUGAUGUUGUCAUCCUUAUUUUUGAACACCAAAUAUUGAACUGUUAACACAAAUAUGUUCUAGUGACGAAAUGGUAUACAUAUUGAAUAUUAUGAAAGAUAUUUGACAUUAUCAAAUGCGAACUUUGAUACUGUAGAAACACACUAACACCAUUUGCGAGACUCUGUUAUUCUGUAAAAUUGUCAUUUGAGAACUUUUGUUAUAUUGAACAGACUGUUAUUAUAUAUGUGAACACUUUGGAAAACCAAAUAAAAAUAUAAAUAAAAAAAAAUAAGAAAUAUUGUUUGAUAAGCUUUUCAAAUGAUAUAAUAUUUUUGGAUAAAAUUUUAAAAUAAUCUUUUCAAAAUAUAUAUUUUUUUGUUUUAAAUUCUUUAUUUUUGCAAUGGUAGAUCGCAUGGUAAAUUAACAUUGUUAGGCUUGUGCAUAAGUCAACAAGAAAAAGAAAGACGAGAGUUUUUUUUUGUUAAGGCAUUUCUUCAUGUUUUGGUGAUCGACUUGGUCAUUGCGACCAAGUCGAUCACCAAAACAUGAAGAAAUGCCUUAACGCCAGAGUUUCAUUUUUUUAUAGUUAAAGAAGAACAAUAACAGAAAACAAAUAACCUUAGAAAGUAAUGUAUUUAACAUACUAGGUAGGAGCGGGGCUGUGUUUGUUGCAGUGUUAUUCAAUGACUUUGGUAGUGUUGUUGUCAUAGGAUGUGAUAUGCACGUGAGAUGUGAUCAGCUUCCGUAUGCAUUGAGUGUGUAACAGUGAAAGUAGUAACCAACCAUAUAAUCAGCGUUACAUAUCAUAAUGCCGUUUUAUACUGAAUGUCAUGAGAAUUUAAAGGACCACUCUAGGCACCCAGACCACUUCAGCUUAAUGAAGUGGUCUGGGUGCCAGGUCCUUCUAGGGUUAACCCAUUUUUUCAUAAUUAUAGCAGUUUCAGAGAAACUGCUAUAAUUAUGAAUGGGUUAAGCCUUCCCCCUAAUCCUCUAGUGGCUGUCUCAUUGACAGCCACUAGGCGCUUGCUUCUCACUGUGAAAAUCACAGUGAGACGCAGCGUCCAUAGGAAAGCAUUGUAAAUGCUUUCCGAGACGCUGAAUGCGGCGCAGCUCUAGCGCGCAUUCACGGGGCGGAGAGGAGGAGGAGAGCUCUCCGCCCAGCGCUGGAAAAAGGUAAGUUAUUACCCCUUUCCCCCUUCCAGAGCCGGGCGGAAGGGGGACCCUGAGGGUGGGGGCACCCUCAGGGCACUAUAGUGCCAGGAAAACGAGUAUGUUUUCCUGGCACUAUAGUGGUCCUUUAACUACUUUACUACAUUUAAUAAAUUUGCUCUAGAUAUGUAUUUCUAAUUGUAAUAUGCUUUUUAUAACCACGUUGCUUUGAUUGUUCUGCAACCCAUGAAUCUAUAUAUGUUGGUCUUUCCCUUUUCCCUUUCUCCCUCCUCUCCCUCCCUUCAGACUUUUUCAAAAUCAAUAACUAUUUACAAUUACCGUUCCACUGAACAUCCCUGCCCCCCAAGAACAGUAAAUGGAGUUAUGGAAGAGUAGCACCCAAUGGGUCCCAUCCUGCCACCACCUCAGUCGAGAACCAUGCCAUGUACUCUGAAGUUCCUCUAAUUCUAGAUUGGAAGGAUGUGUCCAGCGUAGAAAUAAACCAUUUCCACGUGAGGAAUUUAAAAAAAAAAAAUUUUACCAGAAGUUCCUUGUUGGCUAGGGUAUGAAGCCAAUCCAUUUUAAAAAAGAAUUUUGAGUUUGGUUAAGAAUAAAGUACGUGGUGCAGUACCCGGCUGGUUCCAAACCUGAAGAAUGGUUUUGCGGCCCACCGCUAUCAUCAUAGAGAAGCGUCUAUUAGGCACGGGGUCACCUAAGUGCCCUUCGCCACUUGGUCCUGGAGAGGCUUGCUUGCCAGUCUCCUCCCCUGUGACUAUGGCCCUGGGGUGUAUGGCCCUUUAAAAAUGCUAUUGGGGCUUAUGGACUUGUAUUGGACUGUGUACGGCCCUUUAAGAACUGUAUUGGGGCUUAUGGAUUUUUAUGGGACUGGUGCUGGCCCUUUAAGCACAUUUUUGGGACAUGGGGAAAAUUGGGACAAUGCCAGUGUCCCCAGACUUGGUUAAAGUACUUUAUUCAUGGCUCCGUUACACUUGGUUCAGUAAAUGGGGCUUACUGCACCAAGUACCACACAGGCGGACCACCCAGAAGUGGAAGUGUGCAGGCAAUUUACCUCGCAGGAUGUGAGCCUGCUGUAGGUAAAUUGCCAACCGCUGGGUGGCCGCAGUUCGUGCAAAUGAACACGUGUGUAGCCAAAUUCAUGGAACUGAAAUCGGCUACACAUUUCCGCGAACACCGCUGACCCUUACCUUCUCCUACACCAAGUUUGAAGCUACAGAGACUAAGUCCUGUUCGGCAGUUUGAACUCACUGCUAUACUAAGCUAAAUUCAUGAACGGCCACAUUUUUCUGCCUGAAAUAGACUGACCGCACAGCCCAAAUCUAUGGAACUGUUUUGGGCAUGAAAAUGUGCUUGCGGUCGGUCAUAAAGGACUUCCAGCUAACUUUUUACGUACUGGACGGAUUUGGCUGAAUUUUGGUUAUGUUUAUAUUUAAAGUAUGCUGGUUUGUGAAGAUUGGAUGUAUAUUUGUAAAGUUACAGUGUAUAUAUAAAAAGUAUAUUUUUCCUGCCUGUGAUAAUUACAUUAACCCAUUGUGUUCAGUAAUUAUAUCACAAGCAGAGGGAAGGAUUUUGUGGGAGUGAAUGGGUGUGGUUUUACUGUAUGUUACGUGCUUUAUUGGUUAUUUUACAAAACUGUGUGGGCGGUACUGUAUCUGUAAAACCUGCAUAAAAGAAGGCCCUUUGGUGCCAAGUAAAACAGAUCUUCUUGACCCUCAACACGUAGCCGUGUCUCGUUAUUGGAGGGAACUGCUAUAUCACACUGGGGAUUGCUAUGCUCUGCAUACUCCCCUGAGCUUUAAUCACUCAGCUCUUUUAAGAGCUUGUUCCUGAUACGCUCUCCUGGAGGAAAGGUCUUCCCCACACGGUCCUGGAGGACAGAAGCUGAUCCAGGGUGGACAGAAGACGGCAAGACUCCAGUCAAGCUACGAUGGUUGCGGAGUCUGCAGUGGUUGUGGUGUCCGGUGCGGUGCUUGUGGUCCUCGGCGCAAGCUAGGAAGCGUCCGUCAAUGGAGGGUACUCGUUCGGAGUACAGGGAGCUCCGUUACAAGGGCGUCAUAUUGUUGUUCGUUAAGUAUUGCUCUCUCCAGAAGGUCUGAAUCAUAGGACACUCCCACAGACAGUGAUACAUAUCCGCUUUGGUGUAGGUGCAUUUAAAGCAGGUAGAGGAGUCCUUCCUUGCCAUGAGAUGUAGUCUAUGCAGGGUAAAAUGUGCGUAAUGUGUGGUUUUUUAGGAACAUGUCUCGAUAAGAAACCAUGGGGAGCAGUGGACUUUGAGUGUAGUGUGAGUUUAGGAUGUACUCAGGUGUGAUAUCAGGGAAGUGAAUCUUCCAUUUUCCCAGCUUUUCAAAAUAUAUAUUUUUUAAAUCUAUUGUAUAUUAAAAAAUAUCAAACUAUCAAUAUAUAUAUAUAUAUAAAAUAUUAAAUCAUUUGAAAAGCUUAUCCAGAAAUAUUCAAUUGAGGCCUUAAUUGGUGGUUCUUUCAUCUUCUACCAUGGCACUAGCUACAAAGUCAGCUGACAUCACGCUAAGGCGUUCCUCCGGAAUCCCAGCUCUAUGUGAGUGAGCUAUAUUAACACAAGGUUCUUUGUGGACUGCAAUUAAAGUGCUUUGUGAAUAGAUUUUUUUCUGCCCACUCAUCCAUUCGUAGAGGAGACAUUUUUAUUUAAACCUUUCUGAUUGUUUGGAUAGAUGCAGAUGUAUGCCUAGUGCAAAUAUCCAGGACCAGACUGCUAUGAUUAUGGAAUAAACUUAAUUUUUUUAUUAUUAUUAUUCAUCACUUGCUAAAACAUCUGCAAAGCUUUUUACAGAUGUUUCUGGCAAGAUUUGACUAAAGAUUUGUGUAGUUUAUCUUGUAGUGAAGUCCAGCUUGUACAUCGGCUAUUUCUUUUCAACAGCCAAUAAAAGAUUUUUUAAACACUGAAUUAAUGUAAUUCAUUAUUUAUUGAUCAGGAUUGUAUAUUAUCAUGUUUUUAUAAAGUGGCACAGCUUUUAUCUGAUAAAACUGUGCAGUGAUUACCAUUUUGAUUCUCAACACAAUGAAUCUAAACAGUUAAAUAGGCUAUAAAGAGAGCUCUGUCCAUCAAGUUAAACCUUUCUCACAUCUGUUUUUGCUGUUGAUCCAAAAGAAGGCAAAAAAAAAAAGUUGGAAGCACUUUUCAAUUUUGCAACAAACUAGGAAAAAAAAUCUUCUUGACCCCAGAAUGGCAGUUUGAUCUCUCCUUGGAUCAAGAAGCUAUUACCCCACUAAUCAAAAAUUUUAUCCAUGAAUGUUACGUUUUUGCAAGUAUUUAUCCAAUUGCUUUUUAAACAUCUGUACAGACUCUGAUCAAAUCACCUCUUCAGGCAGAGAAUUCAACAUCCUUAUUGUUUUUACGGUAAAAAAAACUUUCCUUUGCCUUUGACGAGAUCUCUUUUCUUCCAGUCUAAAUACUUGAACUUGUGGCCUGUGCAUAGUCCUAUUUAUGAAUAGAUUUCCAGACAAUGAUUUGUAUUGGCCCCAGGUAUAUUUGUACAAUGUUAUCAUAACCCCUAUGAUAAACAGAUUUAAAUUGGUUAACCUUUCUUUGUAGCUAAAUUGUUCCAUUCCUGUAGCCCGCCUCUACACUUUUUUAAAUUUCAUAAUAUCCUUUUUUAAAACAGGUGCCAAAAAUUACUCAGCAUAUUCAAGAUAUGGAUAUGGUAUUACUAGUGAUUUAUAAAGAGGCAAAAUUAUUUUUCCAUCCCGAUAAGUAAUGCAUACAUUAAUAUACAGUACAAUAUCUUACUGGCCUUAGCAACUGCCGAUUGGCAUUACACAUUGUUGCCUACUUUGUUGUCUAUAACAAUUUCCAAAUCCUUCUCAUUUGUUGUUAUCCCUAAUUCACUACCACGUAUGGUGUAAGUUGCUUGUGCAUUCUUUACAUCAAAGUGCAUAACUUUGCAAUUUUUUACGUUAAAUUUCAUCUUCCAUUUGAGUGCCCAGUCCCCCAAUCUAUCUAAAUCUCUCUGCAGAAAUCCUGCUCGAAUUGUAUUACUUUACAGAGUUUUGUGUUGCCUCUAAACACUGAAACAUGACUUUCAAUGUCUAUUUCAAGAUCAUUUAUAAAUAUGCAAAAUAGACGUGGUUCCAGAGCAGAACCCUGGGGGAUACCACUAACUACUUUUGCUUUUCAGGAAGAUGAAGGUCAAAACAACCAAUGGCCACAUCCAGCCACUAUGAUGUUCCUUUGAACAUCAUCAAUGAAAAACUGUAUGAUUUGUUAUCUCAUUGCUCUCCAUUUCAGUGGUUAUCCAUUUCAAUAAAAAAUUAUAUUUAUUAAAUAUAUUUUACAGUGCCUCUGUGCUUGCUGUUAAAGGACCACUAUAGUGCCAGGAAAACAUACUCGUUUUCCUGGCACUAUAGUGCCCUGAGGGUGCCCCCACCCUCAGGGUCCCCCUCCUGCCCGGCUCUGGAAAGGGGAAAGGGGUUAAAUCUUACCUUUUUCCAGCGCUGGGCGGACAGCUCUCCUCCUCCGAUCCUCUUCUCCUCCCCGUCGGCUGAGCUGCGCGCGCAUUCAGCCGGUCACAUAGGAAAGCAUUCAUUAUGCUUUCCUAUGGACGCUUGCGUGCUCUCACUGUGAAAAUCACAGUGAGAAGCACGCAAGCGCCUCUAGCGGCUGUCAAUGAGACAGCCACUAGAGGAAAUAGGGGAAGGCUUAACCCAUUCAUAAACAUAGCAGUUUCUCUGAAACUGCUAUGUUUAUGAAAAAAUGGGUUAAUCCUAGCUGGACCUGGCACCCAGACCACCUCAUUAAGCUGAAGUGGUCUGGGUGCCUAGAGUGGUCCUUUAAACGGUUUACUCAAUAUAUUGCUGUUUAGGUUAACUGCGCAUAAAAAAAGAUAACAUGUAACAUAAAAGGUUAUACAAACUACCUUCAGAAAUCAGAUUUCUUUUGUGACCAAUACAUAUUACAGUCCACAAAAGGGAGCAAUUACUGGUAAAAAAAAAACCAACCCAAACAAAUAUAAAAUGAAUAUUAAAAGAUAAUGUGUCAUCGAUCUACAGAUUUGUGGAGCAGACUUGGCUUCUGGAGAAAGCCUAGACAUGGCCUCAAAGUUAGCCCAAUGUUGACCUAGAUAGCUGUUUAUCAAUUUACAAUGAAUAGCCCAAAACAGAUAUUUUGUUAUUUCCCAAUAUAUCAUUUCCAUAAGGGUGAGAUCACCUCUGCUUUCAUCCUGAUAUUUUAGAAAGAUAAAUUGAUAAAGACCCAACGAGGGGUCGUAACGUGACACUAUAACUUAUAGUACAUCAUGUAUCCUGGGCUCUCUUUUGUUUACACUACAACUAUGUCCUGCAUUGAAAAAGUCGGAUGGGUCAUUUAUUUCUAUAUGGGAGUAGAGGUGGCUGCUACUAGUCAUUUAUUUCUACUUUGUAUCUCAGAAUAAUAAAACAGUCAAUUGAAAAUCGUGUCUCUCAAAAACACAAGGUAUGAAUAGAAACAUGUACAACACUUUUGUUUACAGCCUAUCAGCAGCAGUUUCCAACAAUAUGGAGAACAUCGUAAAGACAUUUUAUAGCCCUGUAGAGCAUUGUGUGCAUGUAGAAUUACAAUGUCAGACACAUAACUAUUCCAGUGCAGGAGUGGUAAACGUGUUCGAACCUGAAUGCCCAAUCAUCGGCAUUAAUCAAGAAAUAAAUGUGAAAGUGCACAGACACAAUCCUCAUUGAUCAUUUUUUUCUUUGGCCACAGUUUCAAUUUGAUUCAAUUUUCCCUGUUUGUGCCUCUCUUGAUUCUGUUCCUGCAUCUCAGAAUCCCCGUUUAUAUCAGCUUCUUGUCCCAUUCAUAUAAAGCUUUCCUUAUCGUCUACUCAGAUUCAUACUACUUCUUAGUAUUAACUCUGUACCCACCUGCAGAGCUAAUGUACAGAAAUGGAUGGACAAAACAUAUAUCCUUACCCUGCCCCUCACCCUACAAUUAAAAUGUCUCUCUUUGCCUAUCUGAAAUGUUGGGAGGUAUGUUAAUUAGUUAUUGCUAAAAACAAUUGUCUGACUCACUUCCUGAGUCACAUUUUUUCAUUCUAUCUCUUGCAUGUUUAAUAAAUUAAUGCAUAACAACAAGUAAUGGGUCAUCUCUUGCCUGGAGUGUUUCCUUUAGGACUACAGAUUUGGAAACACUGACAUACUACUUUUCGAAACUAAGUGGGUCACCUGAGAGCCUGUUGGGCUUGUGUAGAUUUAAUGGCACAUUGUCAUAUCCACUUAUUCACCUGAGCAAAUCCUGUGUCAUUAGGAUUUUUUAAUCAUAAAAUGAAGGUAGAGUUUUCAGAAGGUAUUUUAAUGUUUGUCUUGUAUUGCCCAAUGCAAGAUUCUAUAUCUCAUCCUAGAAAUAAUUUUGCAUCAUUACUUAAAAAUGAGCGCCCAGGAUGCGUUGGUUAAUUCUUAGGUAAUGAAUUAUUAACAAAAGCACUAACUGAGACCAUGCCUUGAAAGUGAUCCACUCUGUAAUAAAGAAUGUGCAUUCUAGACUCUCUGGAGAACCAAAUCCUACUACACCUGCUUUAACAUUACUAUUGUGUAAGCUAAUAGCCCAGCUUAGAUUUAUAGCUUUCUCCUUAACAGUCACAGGCAGGAAACAUUGCUCAUUAUUGCAGACUGGGUUUGCCAAAUCCACCAUGUUUUCCUGGACAUGGAUACUCGGAGACGUGUACAUAGAAAAUUGCUGGCCACGCAGAAUGUGCUUGACUUGUGUAUGGUUUGAACAUUUGGUACAAUCGGAUUGCCCCCAAAAAGUAUUUGGUUCAGGUGGUCUGAAAUUAAUACAUGUUGUCUUUCGGUUCAGAUAAAUUUAAUUCAUGAACUUUAUUCUGGGAAAACUAUUUGGAUGAACCACAACAAAGCAAAAAUAGGCCAAUCAGCAUACAGCAAAAUAUAUACAUAAUUUAUAUAUAUAUAUAUUUUGCAGUACACUGAUAGGCGCACUUUCCACCAUUUGGUUUAGAGAUCAAGUCAAAAGUAAAAAAGGGAUACAUUACAGCAUUAUGGAUACAGGCUUGCAUUCCUAAUGCUAUAGGGUCCCUUUAAUGGUCUCUUUUUAAUGUUCUUUGUUUUUCCACUUUAUUGGUCACUUAUAAAUUUAAUUAUAAAAGGAAAAAAAUGCCUUUUUCCUCUAAUCAUCAAUCAUCUUUUUACACAGGCGGAGCUGUGAAUCACAAAACUAUUAAUCUGUUGUCCAUGUCACAAUAUGUCUAUUUAACACUUUAGAGAUCCUGCCAAACACCCAAUAAUCGGAAAUUGUUUGAAAAAGGUCAAAUGUUGCAGUAAGGAACUCUGUUCAUUUUAGGACCACACUAAGCACCAUAACAGUAACGAUGCAUAGAGUACCGAGCACUCUCCCUGCUUAGAGUUGCCUAUGCUGAAUUGAACUGUAAAAGCUGCAGGAGCUAGCGGUCGCCUCCCUGGCUUUGACUUGCUUCUUUGCUGUAUAUAGUUAAUCCAAACUGCAUAUACAAGUAGGAAGGAUCUGUCACCGCUCCACAGAGAAAAUCGAGCUGCAUGCAGAAGCUUGCUAAAGUUCACAAAUCAGACAGCGGCAGUACGAUUGCUAUUGUUUUAUAGAGCAGUUCCACUCAUCCUAUACUGUAUAUAAACUACUUAUCCUAUAUACUUCUGCAAGACAUACUUAUCCCAGAAUCCCCUACUAGGUAGAUGUUUACAGGUUAACACCUCACACACUAACAAGAGAGGCUCCUGAUUGUGGGCACCACUUUCUGGACAAGUAAGUGAUCUGCCCACAGCCUCUCACUGUUAUUGAAUAAUUUAAUUGUAUAUCGUUUCAUUAAUUUUCAAUGCAGAUCUAUAAAAUGAAUUUUUAAAAAGUGUUAAUACCUGCCUACAGUGUAGAUUUAACCCGAUGAGAAUCCCAAAAUUCACUCUCUGUAUCAGUUGCUUGAAUUCCGUACUUGUUUGAAAGCGUCAUAUUACUUUAGAGUGUAAUCUCACAGGGCUAACUAACCAAGCACUUUCUAUAACAGCUUCAGCAGCUAUUAUUAUUAUUGCCAUUUAUACAGCGCCAACAGAUUCCGUAGCGCUUUACAAUAUGAUGAGAGGGGGAUUUAACUAUAAAUAGGACAAUUACAAGAAAACUUCCAGAAACGAUAGGUUGAAGAGGACACUGCUCAAACGAGCUUACAGUCAAUAGUAGGGGUCCUCAAACUCUAGCCCCCCAGAUGUUGCUGAAGUACAACCCCCAUGAUUCUCUGGCUAUCUAUGUAAUUCAAAGAAUCAUGGGAGUUAUAGUUCAGAAACAUCUGGGGGGGCCAUUGUUUGAGGACCCCUGGUCUAUAGGCUAGAUUUCAGCUUACGGACAGAGCCCUCUUUUCCUUUUGUAUUUGUCGGUGUAUAUCGUACAUUCUUCCGUAAUUGUACAGCGCUGCCGAAUAUGUUGGCGCUUUAUAAAUGUCAGUAAUAAAUAAAUGGCAGCUCUUUUCCUGUACUGCCCUCCAGCAAUGAAGAAAAGACAUGAGUCCAGGAAAACAUUGUGAGUCAGGCAUCUCCUUUCAGCCCAGCCAGUUACCCAGCCUGCCCCUCCCUGCCCAACAUGAAAGAGGGAGACUAAAGAGAUUUUCCUGCAGAUUGUGCGAAGACAGGGAUUGCCAGAUUCCCAUACUACUGCCUUUCCUAUUUCCUAGAACUCAUCUACACAGGCAUGCCAGGAAUGCACUCAUAUAAAGUGCAGCAUUCAGCCAGGCCCAGGGGAAGCAAUGACACAUGUGCCUGGCGCACGAUGGCAACGUCAUCUCUGCGCGUCAGACGAGUUUGCUUUUAAAAAAAGAGUUCUAAACAAAAGAAAGAUCCAUUCUGUACACACGUUGGGAGUGAUAGAGUUCUAAACAACAUCCCAGGCAGCUGCAUUCUGGCUGACUCCGUUCCCGGCACCCUUUGCGGAAGUCUACGUUCUAUUCUAUGUCUAUGGUCCUAUCGGUCUCCAAGAAGAUGGCCUCCGUUACGUUAAUGAGGACUCUUGGUCUCCAGGAAGAUGGCCUCCGUCUGGCUAAUGAACGCUAAGUGACUGAUCGUUGGCUGAAGCCCGCACAGGAAGUUACGUUGGGACAGUCAUGUGACUCUCUUUAAACCCCCAUGCUGGUUGUUGCAAGGUAUGUAGUGGGAGCAUGUGGCACUUCCGGGCUGUGUUGCAGAAUACACACUGUCAUUAUAAUCAGACUUCAGAGGGUUAACUGCUGCUUAUGAAGACUUUCUUAGGCUCAGGUUAAAUAUUUUUAGGGUAAAUUAAAUCUGGUAAUUCUGCUAAAACACCAAAAUGUAAAUAAUACUAAUAAACCCCCACAGUAUGGCUGUGUUAUAGUAAAUAUAGUAUAUGUACCUAACACUAAUACAAUCCCAGAGUAUGGCUGUGUUAUAGUAAAUAUAUUGUAUGUAACUGACACUAAUACAAUCCCAGAGUAUGGCUGUGUUAUAGUAAAUAUAUUGUAUGUAACUAACACAAUCCCAGAGUAUGGCUGUGUUAUAGUAAGUAUAGUAUAUGUAACUGACACUAAUACAAUCCCAGAGUAUGGCUGUGUUAUAGUAAGUAUAGUAUAUGUAACUAACACUAAUACAAUCCCAGAGUAUGGCUGUGUUAUAGUAAAUAUAUUGUAUGUAACUAACACAAUCCCAGAGUAUGGCUGUGUUAUAGUAAGUAUAGUAUAUGUAACUAACACUAAUACAAUCCCAGAGUAUGGCUGUGUUAUAGUAAGUAUAGUAUAUGUAACUAACACUAAUACAAUCCCAGAGUAUGGCUGUGUUAUAGUAAGUAUAGUAUAUGUAACUAACACUAAUACAAUCCCAGAGUAUGGCUGUGUUAUAGCAAGUAUAGUAUAUGUAACUAACACUAAUACAAUCCCAGAGUAUGGCUGUGUUAUAGCAAGUAUAGUAUAUGUAACUAACACAAUCCCAGAGUAUGGCUGUGUUAUAGUAAGUAUAGUAUAUGUAACUAACACAAUCCCAGAGUAUGGCUGUGUUAUAGUAAGUAUAGUAUAUGUAACUAACACAAUCCCAGAGUAUGGCUGUGUUAUAGUAAAUAUAUUGUAUGUAACUGACACUAAUACAAUCCCAGAGUAUGGCUGUGUUAUAGUAAAUAUAUUGUAUGUAACUAACACUAAUACAAUCCCAGAGUAUGGCUGUGUUAUAGUAAGUAUAGUAUAUGUAACUAACACUAAUACAAUCCCAGCGUAUGGCUGUGUUAUAGUAAGUAUAGUAUAUGUAACUAAUACAAUCCCAGAGUAUGGCUGUGUUAUAGUAUGUAUAGUAUAUGUAACUAACACUAAUACAAUUCCAGAGUAUGGCUGUGUUAUAGUAAGUAUAGUAUAUGUAACUAACACUAAUAGAAUCCCAGAGUAUGGCUGUGUUAUAGUAAGUAUAGUAUAUGUAACUAACACUAAUACAAUUCCAGAGUAUGGCUGUGUUAUAGUAAGUAUAGUAUAUGUAACUAACACUAAUACAAUCCCAGAGUAUGGCUGUGUUAUAGUAAGUAUAGUAUAUGUAACUAACAUAAUACAAUCCCAAGUAUGGCUGUGUUAUAGUAAGUACAUAGUAUAUGUAACUAACACUAAUACAAUCCCAGAGUAUGGCUGUGUUAUAAAAGUAAGUAUAAUAUGUGUAACUGACACUAAUACAAUCCCAGAGUAUGGCUGUGUUAUAGUAAGUAUAGUAUAUGUAACUAACACUAAUACAAUCCCAGAGUAUGACUGUGUUCUAGUAAGUAUAGUAUAUGUAACUAAUACAAUCCCAGAGUAUGGCUGUGUUCUAGUAAGUAUAGUAUAUGUAACUAAUACAAUCCCAGAGUAUGGCUGUGUUAUAGUAAGUAUAGUAUAUGUAACUAAUACAAUCCCAGAGUAUGGCUGUGUUAUAGUAAGUAUAGUAUAUGUAACUAAUACAAUCCCAGAGUAUGGCUGUAUUAUAGUAUAUGUAACUAAUACAAUCCCAGAGUAUGGCUGUGUUAUAGUAAGUAUAGUAUAUGUAACUAACACUAAUACAAUCCCAGAGUAUGGCUGUGUUAUAGUAUGUAUAGUAUAUGUAACUAACACUAAUACAAUCCCAGAGUAUGGCUGUGUUAUAGUAAGUAUAGUAUAUGUAACUAACACUAAUACAAUCCCAGAGUAUGGCUGUGUUAUAGUAUGUAUAGUAUAUGUAACUAACACAAAUACAAUCCCAGAGUAUGGCUGUGUUAUAGUAAGUAUAGUAUAUAUAACUAAUACAAUCCCAGAGUAUGGCUGUGUUAUAGUAAAUAUAUUGUAUGUAACUGAACUAAUACAAUCCCAGAGUAUGGCUGUGUUAUAGUAAGUAUAGUAUAUGUAACUAAUACAAUCCCAGAGUAUGGCUGUGUUAUAGUAAGUAUAGUAUAUGUAACUAAUACAAUCCCAGAGUAUGGCUGUGUUAUAGUAAGUAUAGUAUAUGUAACUAAUACAAUCCCAGAGUAUGGCUGUGUUAUAGUAAGUAUAGUAUAUGUAACUAACACUAAUACAAUCCCAGAGUAUGGCUGUGUUAUAGUAAGUAUAGUAUAUGUAACUAAUACAAUCCCAGAGUAUGGCUGUGUUAUAGUAUGUAUAGUAUAUGUAACUAACACUAAUACAAUCCCAGAGUAUGGCUGUGUUAUAGUAAGUAUAGUAUAUGUAACUGACACUAAUACAAUCCCAGAGUAUGGCUGUGUUAUAGUAAGUAUAGUAUAUGUAACUAACACUAAUACAAUCCCAGAGUAUGACUGUGUUCUAGUAAGUAUAGUAUAUGUAACUAAUACAAUCCCAGAGUAUGGCUGUGUUCUAGUAAGUAUAGUAUAUGUAACUAAUACAAUCCCAGAGUAUGGCUGUGUUAUAGUAAGUAUAGUAUAUGUAACUAAUACAAUCCCAGAGUAUGGCUGUGUUAUAGUAAGUAUAGUAUAUGUAACAAUACAAUCCCAGAGUAUGGCUGUGUUAUAGUAAGUAUAUGUAACUAACACUAAUACAAUCCCAGUAGUAUGGCUGUGUUAUAGUAAAUAUAUUGUAUGUAACUAACACAAUCCCAGAGUAUGGCUGUGUUAUAGUAAGUAUAGUAUAUGUAACUAAUACAAUCCCAGAGUAUGGCUGUGUUAUAGUAAGUAUAGUAUAUGUAACCAACACUAAUACAAUCCCAGAGUAUGGCUGUGUUAUAGUAAGUAUAGUAUAUGUAACUAACACAAUCCCAGAGUAUGGCUGUGUUAUAGUAAGUAUAGUAUAUAUAACUAAUACAAUCCCAGAGUAUGGCUGUGUUAUAGUAAAUAUAUUGUAUGUAACUGACACUAAUACAAUCCCAGAGUAUGGCUGUGUUAUAGUAAGUAUAGUAUAUGUAACUAAUACAAUCCCAGAGUAUGGCUGUGUUAUAGUAAGUAUAGUAUAUGUAACUAAUACAAUCCCAGAGUAUGGCUGUGUUAUAGUAAGUAUAUGUAACUAACACUAAUACAAUCCCAGGGUAUGGCUGUGUUAUAGUAAGUAUAGUAUAUGUAACUAAUACAAUCCCAGAGUAUGGCUGUGUUAUAGUAAGUAUAGUAUAUGUAACUAAUACAAUCCCAGAGUAUGGCUGUGUUAUAGUAUGUAUAGUAUAUGUAACUAACACUAAUACAAUCCCAGAGUAUGGCUGUGUUAUAGUAAGUAUAGUAUAUGUAACUGACACUAAUACAAUCCCAGAGUAUGGCUGUGUUAUAGUAAGUAUAGUAUAUGUAACUAACACUAAUACAAUCCCAGAGUAUGACUGUGUUCUAGUAAGUAUAGUAUAUGUAACUAAUACAAUCCCAGAGUAUGGCUGUGUUCUAGUAAGUAUAGUAUAUGUAACUAAUACAAUCCCAGAGUAUGGCUGUGUUAUAGUAAGUAUAGUAUAUGUAACAAAUACAAUCCCAGAGUAUGGCUGUGUUAUAGUAAGUAUAGUAUAUGUAACUAAUACAAUCCCAGAGUAUGGCUGUGUAUAGUAAGUAUAGUAUAUGUAACUAAUACAAUCCCAGAGUAUGGCUGUGUUAUAGUAAGUAUAGUAUAUGUAACAAUACAAUCCCAGAGUAUGGCUGUGUUAUAGUAAGUAUAGUAUAUGUAACUAAUACAAUCCCAGAGUAUGGCUGUGUUAUAGUAAGUAUAGUAUAUGUAACUAAUACAAUCCCAGAGUAUGGCUGUGUUAUAGUAAGUAUAGUAUAUGUAACUAAUACAAUCCCAGAGUAUGGCUGUGUUAUAGUAAGUAUAGUAUAUGUAACUAAUACAAUCCCAGAGUAUGGCUGUGUUCUAGUAAGUAUAGUAUAUGUAACUAAUACAAUCCCAGAGUAUGGCUGUGUUAUAGUAAGUAUAGUAUAUGUAACUAACACUAAUACAAUCCCAGAGUAUGGCUGUGUUAUAGUAAGUAUAGUAUAUGUAACCAACACUAAUACAAUCCCAGAGUAUGGCUGUGUUAUAGUAAAUAUAUUGUAUGUAACUAACACAAUCCCAGAGUAUGGCUGUGUUAUAGUAAGUAUAGUAUAUGUAACCAACACUAAUACAAUCCCAGAGUAUGGCUGUGUUAUAGUAAGUAUAGUAUAUGUAACCAACACUAAUACAAUCCCAGAGUAUGGCUGUGUUAUAGUAAGUAUAGUAUAUGUAACUAACACAAUCCCAGAGUAUGGCUGUGUUAUAGUAAGUAUAGUAUAUAUAACUAAUACAAUCCCAGAGUAUGGCUGUGUUAUAGUAAAUAUAUUGUAUGUAACUGACACUAAUACAAUCCCAGAGUAUGGCUGUGUUAUAGUAAGUAUAGUAUAUGUAACCAACACUAAUACAAUCCCAAAGUAUGGCUGUAUUAUAGUAAAUAUAUUGUAUGUAACUGACACUAAUACAAUCCCAGAGUAUGGCUGUGUUAUAGUAAGUAUAGUAUAUGUAACUAACACAAUCCCAGAGUAUGGCUGUGUUAUAGUAAGUAUAGUAUAUGUAACUAAUACAAUCCCAGAGUAUGGCUGUGUUAUAGUAAGUAUAGUAUAUGUAACUAAUACAAUCCCAGAGUAUGGCUGUGUUUUUGUAAACAUUCCAGGUUAGUGGGUCAUUAUUUCUUAAAUAAAUCAAUGACUCAAGAUACUAUUAUAAGUCAUUACAGAAAUUUCCGUUUGUAUAAUGUUUCCAGGAAACUCCCCUUUUUAUGGCUAAUGAAUAUAAUGUCACUGGGUUUGUAUCUGCCCAGGGUAUACUAGGUCAUUUAGUCACUAAUAAGAGUCAGAAAGAUAUAACUUUCUUUUAUGUAUUUUUUUUUUAUUGCUGAAAUUGCAACUUGUUAAAAAUGAAAUGUGAAAAAAAAGAUCUAACUUGAGGUGGGUUUUCUUUUCUUGGUUCUGUGCUGUCUUCAUAGAUGCGGUGUUAGAUCGGUUCAAUUCUAGAGCAAGCUAUUUUUGAGCAUUUUUAUAGGGGGCAGGUGCUCAUAAGAAGCAAAAAGUAAAGGCUACACCACAUCUACACAUACUACAUCACACCGCAUCUACACAUACUACUUCACACUGUAUCUACACAUACUACAUCACACCGCAUCUACACACACUACAUCACACCGCAUCUACACACACUACAUCACACCGCAUCUACACACACUACAUCACACCGCAUCUACACACACUACAUCACACCGCAUCUACACACACUACAUCACACCGCAUCUACACACACUACAUCACACCGCAUCUACACACACUACAUCACACCGCAUCUACACACACUACAUCACACCGCAUCUACACACACUACAUCACACCGCAUCUUCACACACUACAUCACACCGCAUCUUCACACACUACAUCACACCGCAUCUACACACACUACAUCACACCGCAUCUACACACACUACAUCACACCGCAUCUACACACACUACAUCACACCGCAUCUACACACACUACAUCACACCGCAUCUACACACACUACAUCACACCGCAUCUACACACACUACAUCACACCGCAUCUACACACACUACAUCACACCGCAUCUACACACACUACAUCACACCGCAUCUACACACACUACAUCACACCGCAUCUACACACACUACAUCACACCGCAUCUACACAUACUACAUCACACCGCAUCUACACAUACUACAUCACACCGCAUCUACACACACUACAUCACACCGCAUCUUCACACACUACAUCACACCGCAUCUUCACACACUACAUCACACCGCAUCUACACACACUACAUCACACCGCAUCUACACACACUACAUCACACCGCAUCUACACACACUACAUCACACCGCAUCUACACACACUACAUCACACCACAUCUACACACACUACAUCACACCACAUCUACACACACUACAUCACACCACAUCUACACACACUACAUCACACCACAUCUACACACACUACAUCACACCACAUCUACACACACUACAUCAUACUACAUCUACACACACUACAUCAUACUACAUCUACACACACUACAUCACACCACGUGUACACACACUACAUCACACUACAUUACACCACACCUACACACACUACAUUACACCACACCUACACACACUACAUUACACCACACCUACACACACUACAAUACACUACAUCACACCACAUCUACACAUACUACAUCACACCACAUCUACACAUACAUUACAUUACAUCUACACAUACUACAUCACACCACAUCUACACACACAUUACAUUACAUCUACACAUACUACAUCACACCGCAUUUACACACACAUAAUACAUCACACCGCAUCUACACACACUACAUCACACCGCAUCUACACACACUACAUCACACCGCAUCUUCACACACACACUACAUCACACCGCAUCUUCACACACAUACUACAUCACACCGCAUCUACACACACUACAUCACACCACAAAGAAACAAAAAAAAAAGUUUUGGGACCAAAGAGGGUACAGAAUUAAUAUUAUAUACAUGAGAAAAUCUGAACUUUUAGAAAAGAAAAAUUAGCACAAAUUAAAACGUAAAGCUUCCCUGAAGGACCAUCUCUUGCGUGCAGAUUUCCUGAACUCACUUCCAUUGCAAUAUGUAAUAUGACUUACAUACACACUGUGAGUUUAUUUACCAAACUCCAAGUUAUAGCCAAUUGUAAUAUGGAUGGUAAAACGUAGGCUAAAAUAGCUGAUUUGGAACAAUUCUCCAAUUUGUUGACACUUGUAGUUUUGCUUUUUUAGCAUGAUCUGCUGUUGGAACGUCAGUUUUCCUAUGUUUUGAGGUUUACUAAAUACUCGUUAAAUAGCGAACUGGAAAAGCUAGUUGUGGUUUCAUUUUUGCCAUUCUGGCCUCAAGUUUGAAAUUCACUUUGAAUUCCCUAUUUAAUCUAGUAGAGAAUGUUCUUUAGUGGGACAGCUCUACACCUGCAGUUAGACUCAAAAUAAGUGACAUUAAAUACUCUGGAGCUGAUAUAGGGGCACUACUGUCGCCAGAAUAACUACAGCUUAUUGUGGUGAGUAUAAUAAUUCCCUUCAGGCUUUUUGCUGUAAAUACUGUCUUUUCAGAGAAAAUGCAGUGUUUACAUUACAGCCUAGUGAUAACUUCACUGGCCACUCCUCAGAUGGCUGCUAUGUGAGCUUCCUGGGGCAGUGCUGCACAGUGUGACUGACAAUCAGUGUCUCCACCCUCUACAUGGCGAAACUAAAGUUUCCUAAUAGAGAUGCAUUGAUUCAUUGGAUCUCUAGAAGGUGAUGCUGAUUGGCCAGGGCUGUGUUCUGCCCCUGAUCUGCCUCCUUGACAGUCUCAGCCAACCCAGUGCUUUCCCACGGGAAAGAUUUGUGAUGGGCUGAGAUCACCACUUCUGAUGAUGUCAGCCAAGGAGGCAGAUCAGGUGCAGAGUCAGCACCAACCGACUGGAAUAGAAUUAAGAUUUUACUAUAUUUAGUGGGGGCAAGGGAGUCCAGGGGGGAUAGAUGGUGUUUUUAAAAGUAUAGGUUGAGGAAUACAUGUUUGUGUUGCUGACCCUAUAGUGUUCCUUUAAAGGGAUACUAAAUGCACCAAAACAACUUUAGCAUAAUGAAGCAUUGUGGUGUAUAGAUCAUGCCCCUGUAGUCUCACUGCUCAGUUCUCAUUUAGAAGUUAAAUAACUGUGUUUAUGCAGGCCUAGUCACACUUCCCUGCAUGCAACUUACACAGCCAUACUAAACAUGUCCUAUACAUAGUCAUCUGAUGUUUAAACUUCCUUUACUGUUUAAUUUGAAUUUCUUAUCUCCUGCUCUGUUAAUAGCUUGCUAGACCAUGCAGAAGCUUGCUCUAUGUAAUUAAAGUUCAAUUUACAGACACCAGAUAAAAACCUUUAAAGUAAGCAUCAUCUUAUUGAAAAUGAAACUAUGUUCUUUCCAUGUGGGCUAUGUCAGUUAAAGCCAGAGCAGGUGAGACUAUGACUGCAUAAGCCAUAAACAGAAACAAAAGUGAUUUAUCUCAUAAAUGACAGAUAAUUUAGCUAAAUUUGUUAUGGUGACUAUAGUGUCCCUUUAAGAUACUGUAAAAAUGUUUCCUCAUACUUUUUACCAGAAUGCAAAAAUAACCAGCAUAUUUAUUUCAAGGUCUUUUGCAUUUUUGCCAAGAGCAUCCCAUUACAUAAGAGCAAAUAUGUAUCACCCGUGUUAAAUACUUUCCAACAUCUUAAGGCAAUGUGUGUAAUGUUUAUUAUUAGCGAAGGUUCUAUUGUAUUGCUACAUACAGUAGUUUCAUUUUUUUAAGGUGACUGUUGCUUUAAAGUUCCUUAAUCACCCUCUGGGGUCUGGUAAUACAGCACUGACGUGGUCUGGCAGAAGAAACGCCAGAAGCUGAAGGAAAAAAAAUGGCGACAUCAGUUAAAGGACCACUAUAGUGCCAGGAAAACAUACUAUAGUGGGUAGCCUGCAAAAGAUACCCCCUUCCGUCCAGCUCUGGAAAGGGGUUAAAACUUACCUUUUUCCAGCGCUGGGCGGAGAGCUCUCCUCCUCCCAUGCGGCUGAAUGCUCACGCGCGGCAAGAGCUGCGCGUGCAUUCAGCCGGUCACAUAGGAAAGCAUUCAUAAUGCUUUCCUAUGGACGCUUGCGUGCUCUCACUGUGAAAAUCACAGUGAGAAGCACGCAAGCGCCUCUAGCGGCUGUCAAUGAGACAGCCGCUAGAGGAAAUAGGGGAAGGCUUAACCCAUUCAUAAACAUAGCAGUUUCUCUGAAACUGCUAUGUUUAUGAAAAAAUGGGUUAACCCUAGCUGGGCCUGGCACCCAGACCACUUCAUUAAGCUGAAGUGGUCUGGGUGCCUAGAGUGGUCCUUUAAGUAUGUCUAUGCUCCUCUACACUGUGCAAAAUAUGCAAAUACUCCUACACAGUAGCAGAGUGGCUUUAAACUGGUCCUAGCAUUUAUAAUAUGAGUGGAUGAUGGGUUCCCUGCAAGCAAGUAUUGAAGGGACACAAUAGGCAACCAGACCACCUUAUCUCAUUGAAGUGGUCUGGGUGCAAUGUCCCUGUCUCCUUAACCUUGCAAUGGAAACUAUUGCCGUUUCUGAGAAACUGCACUAAUGACAUUGAUUGACAACCACUGGAGGCAGUCUUAACCCUGCAGACAGUCACUAGAGGCAUUUCCUGCUUGCUAGGCGACUUACCGGAAAAUGAUCAGACUCGGCAGUGUCUGAAUAAAUCCCAUUUAUUAUUUUUUAUUUAUGUUUUUGCCUGUACAGCAAAUUGACAACAUGUUUAUAAAAAUAUAUCCAAAAUUAGUUAAAAUAAAGGGAAAUAGGGGGGGAAAGGUGCAAUUAUAUAAAGCUUGAUUUUGAUAUUGGAGAAUAUUCUGUAUAAAUCGGGGGAUGUGAGAUGCUUAAAAAAAAAUCAUGUCUGUGAUUCUCUGGGUUCAGACAUGUAAUAGAUUAUUUCUACCUGUGUAUUACUAUGUACUUAUAUAUUUCCUUGUACAUUCUCUUACGAAUACUUUUCAGGAUGGAGCAGAUAGUGCUGAGCUACGGAGAUUGCCUCUUACGAUCUUCGGAUGUUGCUCUUCUCGAUGCCCCACACUGGCUGAAUGAUAAUGUCAUUGGGUUUAUCUUUGAGUACCUGGCCUCCAAUCUACCUCAGUCCCUAUCAGAGCGAAUCGCUUUCCUCAGUCCUGAAGUGAGCCAGUUUAUUAAAUGUUGUGAACGAGAUGCCCCAGAAUUCUUGGGACCGCUAGACCUUCCCAGCAAAGAACUUAUCUUGUUACCUGUCAAUGAUAACGCAGGGUCAGAAGCUGGGGGCACGCACUGGAGUCUUCUAGCCUACGUCCGCCAGUUCCAAAGCUACCUUCACUAUGACUCUGCAUCGGGAACAAAUGCACCACAUGCCAGACUUAUGGCCAGGAGUUUAAGUCCUCUGCUUCGUGAUAACCCAUGUUACCGUGAGGAGAAUGCUCCUACCCAGCACAACAGCUAUGACUGUGGGAUGUAUGUAGUGUGCGUAGCAGAAGCUUUGUGUGAGCAGCUCUUGCAUGGUCAGGACAGUCUAAUUCUGCAGAAAAUCACACCCCAGUAUGUAACCCAGAAACGGUCUGUGUGGAAAGAGACCAUUAAAGGACUAAGCCGUCUUUCUAACAAGCAGUGCCUUUAAGAAGAGGAGAGGCACUCACUCUUAGUCACAAUAGUAACAUAUCACUAAAAAAAUAUAGGUUUUAUUUAACUAGAAUACAAGGCAUACAGGUCUUUUAGAAGGGGAAAAUUGACAGUGAACAAUACUAGCAGCAUAUAUCAGGUUUGGAUUCUAGAUAGAAAGAUUUUACUCUACAUGACUCUUUAAAUGCUGCAGUGAUCUUUAACCUCACUACAUUUUGGGGGUGGAGGGGGUGGAAUGGAGAAAAAAGGAAAAUGUAUGUGGCUUCAACGAAAGAGGCUGAGAAAGAUCCACUCUGAUCAAAGUUUUGUUUUUUUCUGUACUGUAAUAAAAUGUAUCUGUUCCUAUA